AUGUUUAACGAUCAAAAAGUUUUAGUCGAUAUUUAUAUACCCAGGAAAUGUUCAGCUACAUCACGACUUAUUCCAGCCAAGGAACAUGGAGCUGUACAAAUAAACGUUGGAAUGGUUGAUGCUAAUGGAGUUUACAAUGGCAAAACUGAAACCUUUGCUAUCUCUGGUCAUGUCAGACAAAAUGGAGAAUCAGAUGCUUGCUUAAAUAGACUUAUGUAUGAAAAGAAAUUAUUAUCCUUUCAAAACUAA
Messenger RNA from Plasmodium adleri (nom. inval.), 249 nucleotides. Its product is annotated as 40S ribosomal protein S21. Gene Ontology annotation, cellular component: ribosome; cytosolic small ribosomal subunit. The transcript has 2 exons. The record is from RefSeq and is a predicted model, not a curated record. Gene Ontology annotation, biological process: translation; endonucleolytic cleavage in ITS1 to separate SSU-rRNA from 5.8S rRNA and LSU-rRNA from tricistronic rRNA transcript (SSU-rRNA, 5.8S rRNA, LSU-rRNA); endonucleolytic cleavage to generate mature 3'-end of SSU-rRNA from (SSU-rRNA, 5.8S rRNA, LSU-rRNA). Gene Ontology annotation, molecular function: structural constituent of ribosome. The coding region runs from base 1 to 249 and encodes 82 amino acids. Lineage: Eukaryota; Apicomplexa; Aconoidasida; Haemosporida; Plasmodiidae.